UCUUUUGUAUCAUAUAUUUAUAUAUACGCACACAGAUGUUGAUAGUUAGAUAGGUGUUUUCUUCAUCAGUGUAAGGCUUUUAAUAAAAAGUGUAGACAAAAAAAAAAUCGACUGACAGUGACGUUUAAUUUUUCUCACGGACAAGUCUAUAAAAGAAAGCCAAAGUUUUUAAAUCGUCGAUAGUUGAGUUUCGGAUUAAACGUAAGUGAACAGUCACUCAUUUAAGUUGAUACGGCACAUGUAAAACGUUCUGUUGAAAAAAAAGAAAAGAAAAUUGGUAGACAUUUAACGAAAGUAAUCGAAGUACCGAAUUGAAAAAGGGAAGUAUGCCGUUAUCAGAAUUCCGUAAGAAAAAGCUGCUCUUCGUCUUCAACACGUUUUUUGAUGUCAAUCAAAGUGGAUCGAUCGACAUAAAAGAUUUUGAUUUAGCAGUACACAAAAUUUGCGAGGCAAGGGGAUGGGCUGCCAAUCAUCCAAGAUUUCAGCAAACUAAAGAUACUUUGAAUAUUGUAUGGGAUGGACUUCGAAAACGAGCUGAUGCUGACAAUGAUGGGCAGAUCAGCCGAGACGAAUGGUACUCGAUGUGGGAGGAGUACGCCAAAGAUCCGGAACACGCGGUGGAAUGGCAGCAGACUUACAUGAAUCUCGUCUUCGACCUUGAGGAUACUUCUGGUGACGGCUCGAUCGACGAGACAGAAUUCAGUCAGGUGUGCAGGAGCUACGGCGUGGAAGAGAACGAGUCGCGAGAGGCCUUUAAGAAGCUCCAAGUCGGCAACGAGGUGACGCGCGAGAAGUUCGAAAAGCUCUGGCAGCAGUUCUUCUCGUCGGACGACCCAACUUCAGCCGGUAACUUCAUAUUCGGGAAGACGGUCUAUUAAACAAUUGGGCAGCAGCGAUGAGGUCAACGUAUGCGCAGGCGACGUUUAUUCAUUCUAACUGCCCGAGUGUCGGUGACGGCAACGAGCAACGACGAAGCCGUCAGGCAACGGAAUACCAAUGGGCAAAUACAGUCGAAUUAAAAACCCUACAGAGCUACAAUAAAUACAAUAGAGGCA
Messenger RNA from Ceratosolen solmsi marchali, 1055 nucleotides. RefSeq names its product Sarcoplasmic calcium-binding protein 2 (gene Scp2). Lineage: Eukaryota; Metazoa; Arthropoda; Insecta; Hymenoptera; Agaonidae. The transcript is spliced from 7 exons. The coding region runs from base 327 to 878 and encodes 183 amino acids. The record is from RefSeq and is a predicted model, not a curated record. Gene Ontology annotation, molecular function: calcium ion binding.